Molecule: messenger RNA, 2313 nt
Organism: Drosophila montana
Lineage: Eukaryota; Metazoa; Arthropoda; Insecta; Diptera; Drosophilidae
Product: plasminogen
Exons: 6
Coding region: 1-2166 (721 amino acids)
Biological process (GO): proteolysis
Molecular function (GO): serine-type endopeptidase activity
Source: RefSeq, a predicted model, not a curated record
AUGCGGAUAUGCAUGGGCCGUGCCCGGGGCGGGAGCAGUACGGGUGCGCUUGGAGCUGGGAUCUUGGUGCAGGCGCAACCGCAUCUGCACGACACGCGCCUGGGCCGUCAGCUGGCCGAGGAUUUGGAGUACAGCUCGUAUUUGGCUAGCAGCGGGAGCAGCGGCAGCAGCGGCAGCUCCAGCAGCAAUGCUAGCGAGGAUGAUGAUGAGGACGAUAUUGAGGGCUCCAGCGAGUACUAUGACAGCGAUGAGGAGCCAAGUGCGGGCAGCAGCGGCGACAGCAGCAAUGAGUCGCUGCCACGCCUGCUAUCGCCGUCCACCUUCCAUCGCAUCUCAGAGACGCUGGGCGCACUCAACACAGUUGGCCACAUGCUAGUGGACAUGACGCGCGGCGGACAGGAGAGCAAGACGGAGAAUGGCAGUAGCAGUAGCGGUAUCAGUACCAGUACCAGUAGCAGCAGCGAUGACAGCUCCACCAGCAGCAGCACCACCACCACCAGCAGCACCAGCACCACCGCAACAGAGCUGAGCGACUCCACGACUGGCGCGAACCGAGGCAUUGCUGAGCCGCUGGCUGGCAUCUCAGGCAAGAUUUUGGAUACGACAACAACACUGUCCGCCAACAGUUUGCUGCCGGCGGGCAAGCCCGCCAAUUUGAGCGCCAUACAAGUGGCCACCAAGCGCAUCGGGCUGGAGGAGGCGCCGGAAAAGCCUAUGUUUGUGGAGAACAAGGAGGCCAAGCAGCAAAAGAAGAAGCGCAAGAAGAACAAAAACAAGCAGAAGCUGAAAAAGCCCAACGAGGAGCCAAACCAGGCAACGCCACAAUCCCAGCAGAAAAUCAAAAUACCCACCACGCCGCGCACCACCACCACCACAACCACCAGCGCAGGCAGCAGCAGCACCAUCAGCUCCACCACGCUGCGUCCACUCGAUCAGCUGGCCUUGGAGAGUGAGAAUGCCGGCACCGCCAAGGAUGUGGAGAACUAUUGCAAGACGCCCAGCGGUCGGCCGGGACGCUGCGAGGAUCUGAGCAGCUGUCCCGCGCUGCUUCUCAAUCUGAGCAGCCUGCGCGAGUCGCUCUGUUUUAAGAGCCUCUUUGUGCCCGGUGUUUGUUGUCCCCUGUCUGCGAGCGCCUCUGAGAGCUCCACAGUGCUGACCACACAGCGUCCUUUGAAGCUGACCACCAGGGCACCCGCAAGCACCACCACACUGGCCACCACAAAGCGCACCACACUGCGACCCACGGCCAGACCGAGCACCCGACCCACCUCUGGACUGGUGCUUAUACCACAAAAGAAACCGCCGACAACAACAACCAGCACAACCACUGAGGUGCCACUGGAGCCAGAGGAUCUGGAUGAGAUAGCCAAUAAUAUUGUCGAUCCGGAUGAGUGUGGACAGCAGGAGUAUUCGACGGGUCGCAUUGUGGGCGGUGUCGAGGCGCCCAACGGACAAUGGCCCUGGAUGGCUGCCAUCUUUUUGCACGGCCCAAAGCGCACAGAAUUUUGGUGCGGUGGCUCGCUAAUUGGCACCAAGUAUAUUCUGACUGCGGCGCAUUGUACCAGGGAUUCAAGACAGAAGCCGUUUGCUGCGCGUCAGUUCACGGUACGUUUGGGUGACAUUGACCUCUCCACAGAUGCCGAACCCUCCGAUCCGGUUACCUUUGCCGUUAAGGAAGUGCGCACACACGAACGAUUCUCUCGCAUUGGCUUUUAUAACGACAUAGCCAUACUUGUGCUGGAUAAGCCUGUGCGCAAGUCAAAGUAUGUGAUACCCGUUUGCCUGCCGCGAGCGGGUCGAAUGCCGCCCAAGGAGCGUUUGCCUGGACGUCGUGCCACCGUGGUCGGCUGGGGAACCACCUACUAUGGCGGCAAGGAGUCCACCAGUCAGCGGCAGGCCGAGUUGCCCAUCUGGCGCAACGAGGACUGCGACCGCAGCUACUUUCAGCCCAUCAAUGAGAACUUCAUUUGCGCUGGCUACUCCGACGGAGGCGUCGAUGCGUGUCAGGGCGACUCUGGUGGUCCCCUGAUGAUGCGCUACGACUCGCACUGGGUGCAGCUGGGCGUGGUCUCUUUUGGCAACAAGUGCGGCGAGCCUGGCUACCCUGGCGUCUACACACGCGUCACGGAGUAUCUCGACUGGAUACGCGAUCACACGCGGGACUAGACGCACGGACGGCAGAUGUCUUAGUUGUAACUGUAGCUAGGUUAAUGUACGCGCUAGUCUAUGUACGUUUAAUGCUCUCUCCCUGUCGCUGUUUAUACGAUAUUUAUGAAUUCCCCCUCCGCCCACAGGCACAAAUGUUAACCAUAU